Molecule: messenger RNA, 324 nt
Organism: Guyanagaster necrorhizus
Lineage: Eukaryota; Fungi; Basidiomycota; Agaricomycetes; Agaricales; Physalacriaceae
Exons: 2
Source: RefSeq, a predicted model, not a curated record
GUCUCGUCCUUGGGUCUUCGAAGCAUUCGUAUCGACUUUGGGUACUUCCGUACCUCUUUCCUAAAACGAGACCAUCGGAAACCGUACGUUGCCAAGAUCGAGGAUUAUAGAAAGAUGGCGGAGCAGGUGGAGAGCGCUUUGCAGGCGUACAAUGGAAACCAGCCAGGAGAUCCGAAGAAGGGCGUACAAGUAAUGUUGGACGUUGUUCGUGGGGAGGGUGUUACGCGAGGGAAAGAGUUCCCAAAAUCAUUGGUAUUGGGGUCGGGCUGUUUCGAGAGCGCGCAGGAUCAGAUACAAGGAUAUCUGAAGCUUCACGCAGAAUAG